CUAGUAUAUUUAAAUUAAAUAAUCACCAAAUAAAUAUCUACUAAAUAUACCAUGAUUGUCUUAACAUAUAUAUUACGGUUGAUAUGCAAUCUUCCCUUGAAAAAAAAAAUCUUAGCUAAACAUAUUAUUAUGGUUGAUAUGCAAUCUUCCCUUAAAAAAGACAAAUAAAUCUUAGCUAAUCAUAUUAUUAUGGCUGAUAUGCAAUCAUCCUUAAAAAAAUAAAAUAAAAUAAAAAAAUCUUAACUAAACAUAUCAUAUUAUUUUAAUAUAUAUUACCAUCAUUGAUAUGCAAACUUCCCUAUAUACUCCGUAUGGAGUUAUAUGAAAAUUUAUUGUCUCUUUAAUGCUUGUACUAUUGAAAUACGAGUAGUAGAAACAUGUUGGCAACACUCAUAGUACAACAUUAUUAAAUUUUUAGCCUCGACUUUAAUAUUACUUGUUAGCAAUUCAAUUCAAUAGAUAAGAGGAUUCCAAUUUCUAUGUGGUGUAAUUCAUGUAUUCAUUUUUCAGCACUCAAAAAGCUCUUGCAGAAACACAUCCAAAAAUAUAAAAAUGGAAACUCUAAGUAGUUUAUAUCUAAUAAACUUCCUGCAAGAACUCAUUUUCCACCCUUUAUUCCUUUCAUUCAUGCUCUUUGUAAUCUUGUUAUACAAAAGUCUCUCUUCAAAUCCUAGUAAUGGCAAAAACUUACCGCCUUCGCCUCCAAAGCUGCCAGUUAUAGGGAACCUCCACCAGCUUGGUCUGUUACCUCAUCGUUCUCUUCAGUCACUGUCUCGACGAUAUGGUAAGGUUAUGUUGCUUUGCUUGGGAAACAGACCGACCCUUGUCGUGUCAUCUGCUGAUGCAGCUGAAGAAAUUAUGAAGACUAAUGACUUGAUCUUCUACAACAGGCCUAGCUUGCGUAAUGCCACUAGAUUGUUCGAUGGUAAAGAUGUGGCUUUCGCUCCUUGUGGAGAAUAUUGGCGACAGAUGAGGAGUAUUUGCGUUAUGAAGCUGUUAAGUAACAAGAAAGUUCAGUCUUUUCGAAAAAUAAGAGAAGAGGAGGUUGCUGUGAUGGUUGAUAAGUUGAAUAGUUUAGGUUGUUCAGUGGUAAAUCUAGCAGAAUUUAUUGUGUCAUUCACAUAUGAUGUGAUAUGCAGGGCGUCAUUUGGAAGGAAAUAUCGCGAUAAUGAGGGUGACAUCAAUUUUAAGAAUUGCAUAGAGGAAGGUAUGAAGUUGCUCGGGACAUUCUUUUUGGGAGAUUUUGUACCUUGUCUUAGUUUGAUCGAUCGAGUAAAAGGUUUGGAAGGACGAUUGGAAAAAGUGGCACAAGAGUUGGAUGCAUUUGUUCAUAAGGUAAUAAAAGAACAUCAAUUUCAUCUAAGCACUAACAAAAGUAUUGUUUCAGAUAAUUUUGUAGACAUUUUGCUUAGAGUUCAUAUGGACAACAAACAUGAUAUGUCACUAGAUAGCAUCAAAGCCGUUAUAUUGGAUAUGUUUGCAGCAGGGACUGAUACAACUUAUACCCUAGUAGAAUGGGUGGUUAUUGAGUUGAUUAGAAAUCCUAGAGUGAUGAAAGAACUACAAAAAGAGUUGAGAAAAAUUGUUGGAGGGAAAGGUCGUAAGGUAUGUGAGGAUGAUUUGGAGAAACUAACUUAUCUAAAAGCUGUGAUCAAGGAAGCACUUAGGAUACAUCCACCAGGUCCUUUGUUGGUGAUUCGGGAGUCAUUGCAAGACAGCAAAGUAAAUGGUUUUGACAUCGAUGCAGGAACACUAGUGAUCAUCAACGCGUGGGCAAUUCAGACAGACCCAAUAUAUUGGGAAGAACCAGAGCAAUUUCGUCCUGAGAGAUUCCUGAACAGCAGCAAUUUAGCUGAUUUCAAAGGGCAAGAUUUCAGAUACAUUCCUUUUGGAGCAGGCAGAAGAGGUUGUCCAGGGAUAUCAUUUGCCUUGGCUAAUGCUGAACUCGUGAUCGCGACUCUUCUCAACGAGUUUGAAUUGACACUUCCUGGUGAUGUGCAGAUUGAGAAGAUAGACAUGACAGAAAUUACAGGUCUUACAGUUCGCAGACGAGAUCCUCUUAUGGUUAUUGCAACACCUUCUGCUUAUGUUCUUGAGCAAAUGUAUGCUGAUCCAAUCUAGGAUUAAUGGGUUACAAGAUAAAUUCAAAUCUAAUACGAAGUAGAUGAUUUGAUUAUGAUCCUUCUCUGGCGCUGCCCACUGCAAGGAAUUUAAGAAUUGUAUGUUCAAUGAACUUCUGUACUGU
Molecule: messenger RNA, 2245 nt
Organism: Chenopodium quinoa (quinoa)
Lineage: Eukaryota; Viridiplantae; Streptophyta; Magnoliopsida; Caryophyllales; Amaranthaceae
Product: cytochrome P450 71A1-like
Exons: 2
Coding region: 553-2121 (522 amino acids)
Molecular function (GO): iron ion binding; heme binding; monooxygenase activity
Source: RefSeq, a predicted model, not a curated record